AUGGACAUUCAAGUAGAUGACGCAGUUUUACAAAAGGCCAAAGCGCUUCAACAAGCCAGCGAAGAAGAGAUAAAAGUGAAAAAAUUAAAACCACAAUCUAAGGGAUUACUAAGUCCGAAGUGCAACCUCCUUGAGGUAACCGAUACGAGCUGUAGAAGUAGAGUACGAAUCUGUAACGUCUUAAAUGUGCCCAAAAGUGAAAUUGAAUUUAAUGAUUCUUCUAAGAAAAAUAAAUAUAUAGGCCAGAUAAUAACUGUGUGUGGUUGGAGCAAAGCGGUGAGGAAGCAAGGAGGAGGUAGGUUCUGUUUUGUGAAUCUGAAUGAUGGUUCUUGCCAUUUGAAUUUGCAAGUAAUUGUUGAUCAGUCUAUUGACAACUACGAGAAGCUACUAAAGUGUGGAGUUGGGUGCUGUUUCAGAUUCACAGGGGCAUUAAUAUUGUCCCCUGUUCAAAAUGAAGGGAAAAAAGGACUCUUAAAGGAAAAUGUAGAAUUAUCUUUAAAGGAUAAUUCUAUUCACAAUUUUGAAAUAUAUGGAGAAAAUUUAGAUCCUCAAAAAUACCCACUUUCGAAAAAGAACCAUGGAAAAGAAUUUUUACGAGAAGUAGCUCAUUUGAGGCCACGAAGUUAUUUCAUUAGCUCAGUUAUUAGAAUUAGAAACGCCCUUGCCAUUGCUACUCAUUUAUUUUUUCAGAGUAGGGGUUUCCUCUACAUCCACACCCCUUUGAUUACAACUUCUGAUUGUGAGGGAGGUGGGGAGAUGUUCACUGUGACAACCCUUUUGGGGGAAGACGCUGAUUAUAAUGCCAUUCCUCGUGUGAAGAAGUCGGAGAAGGGAGGGAAGAAGCGGGAGGAUGUGCAGGCACAUGGUAAUGCGAACGGGUUUAGUAGUGCAGAUGGUAGUCAUGGUGCGCAACCCGCAAAUUAUUUGAUCGACUACAAGAAGGACUUUUUCAGCAAGCAGGCAUUUCUCACAGUGAGUGGUCAGUUGUCCCUAGAGAAUUUGUGUUCCUCCAUGGGAGAUGUGUACACCUUCGGACCCACUUUCCGAGCAGAAAAUUCACACACGUCGAGACAUCUAGCAGAGUUUUGGAUGAUAGAACCCGAGAUAGCCUUCGCAGAUCUGUACGACAAUAUGGAGUUGGCCGAGUCAUACAUUAAGUACUGCAUCGGGUAUGUGCUCAACAACCACUUUGAUGAUAUAUAUUACUUUGAGGAAAAUGUGGAGAAGGGUCUAAUCAGUCGACUAAGAAAUGUAUUGAAUGAAGCUUUUGCAAAAAUAACCUACACAAAUGUGAUAGACCUUCUUUUGCCUUACUCGGAAAAAUUUGAGGUGCCGGUCAAAUGGGGAAUGGAUUUACAAUCGGAGCACGAAAGGUUUGUAGCGGAACAGAUUUUUAAAAAACCGGUUAUUGUGUAUAAUUACCCUAAGGACUUGAAAGCUUUUUAUAUGAAAUUAAAUGAGGACAAAAAAACAGUUGCCGCUAUGGAUGUGCUUGUACCAAAAAUUGGCGAAGUUAUUGGUGGCUCACAAAGGGAAGACAAUUUGGAAUUGCUAGACAAAAUGAUUAUUGAAAAGAAGCUAAAUAUGGAGAGCUACUGGUGGUACCGGCAGCUGCGUAAAUUCGGGUCUCACCCGCACGCCGGCUUCGGCCUGGGGUUCGAGCGACUCAUUAUGCUCGUCACCGGGGUCGACAACAUUAAGGACACCAUCCCCUUUCCGCGGUACCCUGGCCACGCAGAGUUCUGA
Plasmodium fragile is the source of this 1746-nucleotide messenger RNA. Its product is annotated as asparagine-tRNA ligase. Gene Ontology annotation, biological process: asparaginyl-tRNA aminoacylation. The record is from RefSeq and is a predicted model, not a curated record. Bases 1 to 1746 code for a protein of 581 amino acids. Lineage: Eukaryota; Apicomplexa; Aconoidasida; Haemosporida; Plasmodiidae. Gene Ontology annotation, cellular component: mitochondrion. Gene Ontology annotation, molecular function: ATP binding; asparagine-tRNA ligase activity. The transcript has a single exon.